Messenger RNA from Andrographis paniculata, 2850 nucleotides. RefSeq names its product putative late blight resistance protein homolog R1B-17. The record is from RefSeq and is a predicted model, not a curated record. Gene Ontology annotation, molecular function: ADP binding. Gene Ontology annotation, biological process: defense response to other organism. The coding region runs from base 1 to 2850 and encodes 949 amino acids. The transcript is spliced from 2 exons. NCBI's taxonomy places the organism in Eukaryota, Viridiplantae, Streptophyta, Magnoliopsida, Lamiales, Acanthaceae.
AUGGCUGUUGCUGCUUAUGCAUCCUUGGUUUCACUUUCCAACAUCCUCGAAAAUCUUCACAAUCGUGCCGAAGCUCAUCUCCCAAGUGUGGACAUGGAGCAAAUUGAAAUGCUUGAGAAAAAUAUCCACAUCUUGGUAAAGUUUGUUGAGCUUCAUGCAGAAAGAAAUAUCGAAAUGUUAGGAGGGUUGUGGAGGCAAAUAGCAAAGGCUGCGUUUGAAGCAGAAGCUACAAUCAACUUCCAUGUAGUCAAUCAACUUCAAUUGAGAUCUCAAGAAGGAACAAGUGACACAGGCUUCUCGGCCUUCUGCGAAGAUAUGGCGAGAUUGAUCCGAAAGUUCUGUUCUAUCAAUGAAGAGAUGCCAAUAAUCGAAGAGGAAGGCGAGGAUCCUCAGGCUGGAAAGCAACCAAGUACUUAUGUCCCUACUGCCGGUUCGAUUACUACUUCAAGCAUCACUAAUGUCCCAAUUGGAAUUUUCGAGCACGUGGAUAAGAUCUGGGGAGAUCUGGUAAAUAGCAAUUCAAAGCGCAAAAUCCUCCCAAUUGUUGGCAUGGGCGGGAUUGGUAAGACAACUCUUGCUAGAACAUUAUUUGAUGAUUCAUUUAUUGAUGAUCACUUUGAUAUACGUAUUUGGCUUUCAAUAUCUCAAGUAUAUAGUAUUGAUCGAAUCCUUAAAGUUGCUCUUCAAGAGGAGGGGGGCAGCCAAGGAACAUGUGAAAGUUCUAAUGAGUUGGAAGUUAGAUUGUACCAAAGAUUAUUUGACAGAAGGUAUUUGAUUGUUUUGGACGAUGUAUGGACAAGGGAAGUUUGGGAUGACCUACAAAGGUGCAUUCCCGACAAUGAGAAUGGAAGUUGUGUUUUGUUGACCACUAGACUAUCCGACAUAGCGAUGUCAUUGAGCUCAAAUGAUCCUUACAAGAUGACCUUUUUAGAUGACGAUAAAAGUUGGGCUUUAUUUUGUCAAUACGCCUUCGCUCAAAUAGGUUGUCCUUAUGAAAAUUUGAAGAAAUUUGCAAAGGAUGUCGUAAAAAGUUGUAGAGGUCUUCCCUUAGAAAUUGUUUCUGUUGGUGGUUUACUUGCAAAUUCCGACAUGACGCCAACCUAUUGGGAAAACAUUGUGAAAAAAAUUUACUCUCUUUCGGAUUUGGGACAUGAAGAGCAUUGUUUGAGAAUACUAUCUUUGAGUUACAAAAGCUUGCCCAUUCAUCUCAAACCGUGCUUUUUAUAUAUGAGAGCUUUCCCUGAAGACGAUCAAAUUAAUGUAGGCAGUCUAAUCGACUUCUGGAUUGCUGAGGGAUUCAUAAAAUCUAUGAGUCCAAAAACCUUGGAAGAGACUGGGAGAGAGUUUGUAAAAUGUCUUAUUGAUAGAAAUCUAAUAUUUAUGAGGAAUGCAGAAACAUGUGGUAUUCAUGAUCUUUUACGGGACCUGUGUGUAAGAGAAUCAAAUGACGAACAAUUCAUUCGGUCUCCAAGAGUGCAAUAUGUUAGGUCGGGUUUUAGAGUCGACACUUGCUGCUUCCUUUGUAGUAAAGAAAUAAACGACAGAGAAAGAGCAUGUCUUCCAUCACUGGUUCAGAAUAUUCCAUCAUCCUCGAAAGUCAGUCCUUCUGUUUGCGAUGAUUGCAAACCGAUGUAUUCACAUGUUACAAGAACAUGUUUGCUGAGGACAGUCGAUAACGUUGAAAGCUUGUACGAAGAUGGCUUUUGCAAAGAAAUAUUACAGCCAACAGAACUGAGGUAUGCUUCUAUCAGUCUUUCGUACCAUGGGAAAUUUGCAUCUCCUUCAGUUCUGCACUUACUUUGGAAUCUUCAAACUCUAAUAAUCGAUGGAAUCCAUUCUCCAUCUUUUGUUUUACCACGGGAGCUUUGGAAAAUGCCACAACUUAGACAUAUAAGAAGUAAGUGUGGGGCUACCUUACCGGAUCCGGAGGAAGACUUCCUUGUCCUAAACAACCUUCAGACGCUGUCCAUUAUACUAAACUUCAAGUGGAAGAAGGAAACCAUUGCAAGAAUCCCAAAUUUGAAGAAACUCAGUAUAAGGGGGGAGAUGACACAUUCAAAAGAUUCUGUGUGUAAUCUGCGGGAGCUGCACGAGCUAAAAAAUCUUGAAUCACUUUCAGUAGCUUAUUGCUUCGAGCAAAUCAGCUUCCCAAGUUCACUCAAAGAAGUGUUUUUGUUGCAAUGCAAAAUGGAGUGGAAAGAUGUGUCGGCAAUUGGUACAUUGCCUUGUCUUGAAACGCUUACGCUAUUUUUUGGCGUGGAAGGAUCAGAGUGGAACCCGGUUGAAGGUGAAUUUAGUGUAUUAAAACAGCUUUUCAUCGGAUAUAUGAAUUUAGUACAAUGGAAUGCUGAAUCUAUCCAUUUUCCAAAACUUGAGAGGCUUCGACUUUGCGACUUAGAUUUUUUGGAGGAGAUUCCAGCUGUGAUUGGAGAUAUUUCAACACUACAAACAAUCCAGUUGUCUCGAUGCUGUGAUUCUGUCAUUGAGUCAGCAAAGCAGCUGUGGGAGGAUCAACAGGAGUAUGGAAGUGAUGUUAGAAUUGAAGUCACUGACAAAAAUGGAGUCUCCUAUCGAAUUGGGAGUUCCAUUGCAAGAACCUCGGCGACUGCUUGUGUGUGUUUAGCUUAUUUAAAACGCAUCGGCGACAGACUCCAGGAGAUUUCUAAACAUGGCGAGUGCUGUCUAAACACGAAACAAAUGAAAAGAGUCGAGGAAGACACCAUUUUCUUGAGGGACUUUGUUAAAGUUCAUCACCUGAGUAAAAUCGGAGCAAUGGAGAGUCUGGCAAGUAAAAUCACUCAGGUCGAUUGUGAAGCAUUGAUUGCGCUCCACAUUUGGACACACUGUUAG